UCGUCGACGAUAAUGACAUUCACACUUCCACAUUGAAUCAAACAGUUUCAGAACAAAUUUUCUUUUUUCGGCACAUUUUGACCCUUAAAGUUAUAGAAUACAUAGAAGACAGGAUUAUUUUAAAACUCAAUUUAGCAUAGGCCACCCACCAUGCUCGUAACGAAGCGGUCAAACACUAAGCAACCAUCUGACUAUCAGCUGGAACUGAAGGAGUUGUAUCCCGUCGACGGGGGCAAUGACCUAAUGACUACCUGGAAGGACGUGGAUCGCCAGUUGGAAGACGGCAUGGACGAGUUGGAGCUCAUGUUUAAUAGACUCGUAUCGCCGCCUUUGCCGGGAAAAGGACUGCCCAACGACAGUAGACACAAUCACAAAUCCAAUCCGAUAAUCCACCACUUUGAUGAUAGUCCGCUGCCAGUUGCCAAGGGAUCAUGUGGCCCUAGUAAUAGUAAUGUGAUUCAAAAUACAGUGGAUAAUGAACAGGAGAUCGAAGAAUUAGAAUCAGAACAGGCAGAUGAACUAGAAAUAGAUGCGGGAAUCCGUUUCCUGGCCAUCAGGUUCUUUAAUGUAUUGCUGGCAAAACUUUGGCGUCGCCGAAAGGCCGAAGUCUACGAUCUGCAGACGCUGGUUCGCAAGUACCAAGCCCAUGCCGUUCGCACCCGAACAGAGCUGCUAUCGCGCAAGCAACUGAUCUGCACGCUGCAGCGACGUGGACAGCUGCUGAGCAACCAGCUGGUGCAGGCCGCCGAUCGCCUGCGCGUGACCAUGGACAGCUGCACCGAACUGAACACCGAACUGAAGCAGGUAAAGGAGCGGGAAGUUCAGCUGAGCAAGAAGUUAGCCAGUAAGUCCCUGGAGUGUGAAUAUGCAGACGAAAUGCUGCAUUCAUAUCGCAGAGGUAUGUUUCGCGAGAUGACCAAUAAUCGCGAGGGAGCCGCCGAGUUGGCCAAUCAACAGCGACGGGCCAUUCAAUUGGAGUAUGAAAAUGCCGAGCUGGAGGAUGCACUGCUAACGAUUAAGGAUAAGUUUAUCAAGCAGAACGAUCAAAUGUCGGUGGCGCUUGGCGAGAAACAGCGGAAACUGGACGCUGCCUAUGAGACACUAAGAUACUACGAACAGGAACUGAUUCUUCUGGAGAUUAAGUACUGGGAGACGUUGAGCCAAACCGCACUGGAAGUCGAACUGCAGGAGGAGGUUUCGAGUCUGAAGAAGAAAAUGAGCUUGACUAGCCGCCUGAUCUUCUACUUGGCUGCCUUCAAGGGGCAGACUUUCCAUUGUUGCAUGUACCACGUGGUGGACGGAAUACUCGACUGCCUGGCGCCAGCGUACUCCUCACCCCCAAUGAAGGACAAUUUACUUCGAAUAAGCAUGGCCGCCCUCUUUCUGCUAAAUGCUAAGAUGUAUUGAUUUGGCCUGAAGGAUGCGAAAAGGACUCUGGCGGCGCAUCCAGGGUCUUGCAACGAUGACUGAGAAGCGUUUGUUAACUUAGAAGCAGCACAACACAAUACCACAAAUUUUAUGCGUAUAUUAGAUAUAUUUCAUCUUUAAUGUGCCCACGGUUUUUUCUAAACAAAAACAAAUUUCGAAUAAAAUUUUUUACC
Drosophila mauritiana is the source of this 1601-nucleotide messenger RNA. RefSeq lists its product as uncharacterized. The transcript is spliced from 4 exons. NCBI's taxonomy places the organism in Eukaryota, Metazoa, Arthropoda, Insecta, Diptera, Drosophilidae. The coding region runs from base 151 to 1407 and encodes 418 amino acids. The record is from RefSeq and is a predicted model, not a curated record.